Austrofundulus limnaeus is the source of this 1537-nucleotide messenger RNA. RefSeq names its product solute carrier family 38 member 11 (gene slc38a11). The record is from RefSeq and is a predicted model, not a curated record. Gene Ontology annotation, molecular function: L-amino acid transmembrane transporter activity. Gene Ontology annotation, cellular component: membrane. Lineage: Eukaryota; Metazoa; Chordata; Actinopteri; Cyprinodontiformes; Rivulidae. Gene Ontology annotation, biological process: amino acid transmembrane transport. The transcript has 12 exons. Bases 116 to 1423 code for a protein of 435 amino acids.
CUGUGUUGUUGGAGUGAGGGAGAUAAAGGAUCUUCUGUUUUACUGCAGAUAUAAAUGAAGGUUAACUCUUGAGACCACAGAAGGGACAAAGCAUCAGAGCAGCAGGAGGUUCAAAAUGGCUCAGCAGCAAAACAUGGAAGAAGGGACAGCAUUGAUUUCACCUAAAGCUUCCCAAAAGUCAAGCGGUUCUAUGAUUUCUGCUUCUUUUAAUUUCAUCAACUCUAUAAUAGGAUCUGGAAUAAUAGGUUUACCGUAUGCAAUGAACCAGGCAGGACUCCCAUUUGGCCUUCUGCUUUUGAUUCUUGUUGGAUUCAUCACAGACUAUUCAAUUAUUCUACUGAUUAAAGGAGGRAAUCUGUCAGGAGCGAACAGUUAUCAGUCGUUGGUACGAAAUGCAUUUGGAUUUCCUGGAUUUUUGAUUCUAUCUGUUCUGCAAUUUCUUUAUCCUUUCAUUGCUAUGAUCAGCUACAACAUCACAGCUGGUGACACACUGACCAAAGUGUUUCAGAGAAUACCAGGAGUUGGUCCGGAUCACAUACUCGYGGAGCGUCACUUUGUCAUCAUGCUCGCCACCCUUCUCUUCAUGCUGCCGCUCUCACUUUAUCGGAACAUAGAGAGACUAGGGAAGGUGUCCUUACUGUCAAUGGUGCUGACGAUCUUCAUCCUCGUCAUCACAGUCAUCAGAGCAGCAACUCUUGGAACCCAAAUUGAACCUACAGAAAAUGCAUGGGUGUUUGCAAAGUGGAACUCCAUCCAGGCGGUCGGGGUGAUGUCUUUUGCCUUUAUCUGCCACCACAACAGCUUCCUGAUCUAUAACUCUCUGGAGCAGCCCACUUUAUCCAACUGGUCUCAGGUCACUCACAUCUCUGUGGGCUCAUCGCUGAUAAUCAGCGCUGCGUUUGCUGUUGCAGGCUACACAACGUUCACUGGCUACACACAAGGAGACAUAUUUGAGAACUACUGCAGAGACGACAACCUGGCAACAUUCGGUCGCUUCUGCUUCGGCUUCAGCAUAAUAACCACGUUUCCACUCGAGUGUUUUGUUACAAGAGAGGUGAUUUCCAACAUCAUGUGCAGUCGAGAUCUUUCGAAAGCUGAACAUGCUGCUCUAACCACUCUCAUCGUUGCUGUCUGUACCGCUAUAUCUUUGGCUUAUGACUGCCUGGGGGUUGUUUUGGAACUAAACGGUGCUUUGAGUGCCACCCCUCUCAUCUUCAUCAUCCCAGCUGCAUGCUUCCUCAAGCUCUCCCCUGGCGGUUGGUUCAAAGUUGAAAAUCUGAUUCCCUUCCUGUUGAUAAUAACCGGCUUGUUUGUCAUGAUCACUGGUCUGGUCAUGACCAUAAUUGACCCUGAUGACUGCUCGCAUGGUGUAGAGAUGUUCUACUGUCUAGAUGCCAACACCUCCAGCACUGUACAACCUUGAAAGAUGCAUUCUUUAAAUAUUUAAUUUUAUUUUUUUACAUUCAUUGACAGUGGCAUCAAUAUCUGUAUACAAAAACCAGUGACUUUAUACGUAUAUUAAAGAUUUAGACAGGGA